AGAGCCUUGGCCAGGGGAAGUGAAAGCGAAAGCUCCCGGCACCGGGACGCCUUCGCCUGGACAGCGUUGCCAGCAGACAGAAGAGGGAAACGAAGUCGAGGCAGCGGGAGCAGAUUUCAGAGCUCACUCAUCAGCGCUUCACGGAAAGACCUCUUGAGCUGCAGUCCCGAAGUCGCUGCUGGAUGGAUGAGACACCUGAAAUCUAGUCUCCUCAUCUCCCUCUGACAGAUCACACCAUGCAGCUCCCUGACCCUAGACCCUGGAUCUCCCUGCUGCUGGCGGACUGGGCUUUACUCUGGCUGCUUCAAGGGACACUGGGGGCUCUGCUUCCCCGAGGGCUUCCAGGCCUAUGGCUGGAGGGGACCCUGCGACUUGGAGGGCUGUGGUGGCUGCUAAAGCUGGGAGGGCUGCUGGGACUUGUGGGAACACUGCUGCCCUCUCUCUGCCUGAUGACUCCCCUAUUCCUCUCCCUGAGGGCCCUGGUCCCAGGGUCCUUGAGUGCUCCCCCGGUUAGAGUGGCUUCAGCGCCUUGGAGCUGGCUGCUGAUGGGGUAUGGGGCUGCAGGGUUAAGCUGGGCAGUGUGGGCUGUGCUGAGCCCUCCAGGAGCCCAGGAGAGGGAGCAGGGCCAGGAGAAAAACAAAGCCUUGAUGUGGCGGUUGCUGAAGCUCUCCAGGCCAGACCUGCCUUUCCUCACCGUUGCCUUCUUCUUCCUUGUGGUUGCUGUGUUGGGUGAGACAUUAAUCCCCUACUAUUCUGGUCGCGUGAUUGACAUCCUGGGAGGUGAUUUUGACCCUGAAGCCUUUGCCAGCGCCAUCUUUUUCAUGUGUCUUUUCUCUGUUGGGAGCUCACUGUCUGCAGGCUGCAGAGGAGGCACUUUUACCUUCAUCAUGUCCAGAAUCAAUUUACGGAUCCGGGAGCAGCUUUUCUCCUCCCUUCUGCGCCAGGACCUCGGUUUCUUCCAGGAGACUAAGACAGGAGAGCUGAAUUCCAGGCUGAACUCAGAUACCAAAUUGAUGAGUUGCUGGCUUCCUUAUAAUGCCAAUGUGAUCUCGAGAAGUCUGGUAAAAGUGGUGGGACUGUACAGCUUCAUGUUCAACUUGUCACCUCGACUGACCCUCCUCGCUCUGCUCGAGGCGCCUCUCACAAUAGCAGCUGAAAAGGUGUACAAUGUCCGCCAUCAGGCAGUGCUUCUGGAGAUCCAGGAUGCAGUGGCAAAAGCAAGGCAGGUGGUGCGGGAGGCAGUUGGAGGGCUGCAGACUGUGCGCAGUUUUGGGGCUGAGGAGCACGAGGUCUGUCGCUAUAAGGAGGCCCUUGAACAAUGCCGGCAGCUGUGGUGGCGACGAGACCUGGAACGGGCCCUCUACCUGCUCUUACGGAGGAUGCUGCACUUGGGGAUGCAAGUGCUGAUGCUGCACUGUGGGCUGCAGCAGAUCCUGGCUGGGGACCUCACCCGGGGUGGGCUGCUCUCCUUUCUGCUCUUCCAGGAGGAUGUGGGCCACUACGUGCACACCCUGGUGUACAUGUAUGGGGAUAUGCUGAGCAACGUGGGAGCAGCUGAGAAGGUUUUUCAGUACCUGGACCGACAGCCAAAUCUGCCUCCACAGGGGACACUGGCCCCUCCCACUCUGCGGGGGCGAGUGGAAUUCCACAAUGUCUCCUUUGCGUAUCCUAAUCACCUUGAUCGGCUUGUGCUCAAGGAGCUGACUUUCACCCUACAUCCCGGUCAGAUGACUGCACUGGUGGGACCCAAUGGAUCUGGGAAGAGCACAGUGGCUGCCCUGCUGCAGAAUCUGUACCAGCCCACUGCGGGGCAGCUGCUGCUGGAUGGGGAGUCCAUCUCCCAAUAUGAACACUGCUACCUGCACCAACAGGUGGCUUUGGUUGGGCAGGAGCCUGUGCUGUUCUCAGGUUCUGUGAAGGACAACAUCGCUUACGGGCUGAAGAGCUGCAGUGAUGAAAAAGUGAUGGCUGCUGCCCAGGCCGCUAAAGCAGAUGAGUUCAUAAAAGAAAUGGAGCAUGGAUUAUAUACAGAUGUAGGGGAGAAAGGGAACAAGUUGGCUGUGGGACAGAAACAACGUCUGGCCAUUGCCCGGGCCCUUGUGCGGGACCCACGGGUCCUCAUUCUGGAUGAAGCUACCAGUGCCCUGGACGUCCAGUGUGAGCAGGCCCUGAAGGACUGGCAGUCCCGCGGGGACCGGACGGUGCUGGUGAUCGCUCACAGGCUGCAGACGAUUCAGAAUGCUGACCAGAUCCUGGUACUCAGUCACGGAGAGCUGCUGAAGCACUCCCAGCUCAUGGAGGGGCAGGACCUCUAUUCCCGCCUGGUGCAGCAGCAACUGGAGGACUGAGGCCCCAGGGACACUGGGCCCUUCUCAUGGCAUCUUCAUGACCCGGGCAGUUCCUGCUUUGAGUUUCCCUGGGGCUGUGCCUCUGUGUAGUUAGUUGUUCCUGGAGCUGGAAGUAUGAUGGAGGUUAGGACCACAUGUGCUUUCGUUGGGGCGGGGGAGGCAGGGCAAGGUGCUACCUAUGUCCAAGAACCUUAUAUUCCUGAUGAACAGAGCUUUGCCUCAUGCUGAGUAGUGUAUUGUGGCAUAAUAAAUAUAUUUUAAAAUAUUUUCCUCAUUAUAUAAAUAGCACAUGACACGUUCAUAUAAAAAAGUAAAUCUGACCUUCGUUUCACUUCCCAGAGACAACCAUGGUUACUGUUUUGCUGGUUAUCCUAUUAGCCUAUUAUCUGUUCUUUGAGAUACGUAUUAAUCAAUGUGACAUAAAUAUUCAUGAGGCUGCCUUUCUGUAUCCUUCCCCAUUCCCACCAGUGUUUGAUAUUUUGGGGAAACUAGGGUAUGGAGGGGCAGAACACAGUUCCAUAAUUAACAGUGUUAAUAAGAAAUUGCUAAUAGCUACUACUGAUAAUAGAGUUUUAAUAUUGGUAAGAACUAUGCUAAGUGUUUUUCAUGUAUUAUCAUUUUUAGUCCUUAUUCUCAACUCUCUGACGUUAGUGAUUAUUAUCCCAAUUUUAUAGAUGAGGAGACUUAGUCUCAAAGAGAUUAAAUAACUUGUCCCAAGGUUACACAGUGGUGGAGUUGGAGUUUGAAUCCAGGCGUGACCCCAGAGUCCAUACUCCCAACCAAUAAAUUCUAUUGCAUUUUA
Pteropus alecto (black flying fox) is the source of this 3150-nucleotide messenger RNA. It is a transcript of the gene TAP2, whose product is annotated as transporter 2, ATP binding cassette subfamily B member. The record is from RefSeq and is a predicted model, not a curated record. NCBI's taxonomy places the organism in Eukaryota, Metazoa, Chordata, Mammalia, Chiroptera, Pteropodidae. Gene Ontology annotation, molecular function: ABC-type oligopeptide transporter activity; ATP hydrolysis activity; ATP binding. Bases 237 to 2348 code for a protein of 703 amino acids. The transcript has 13 exons. Gene Ontology annotation, cellular component: endoplasmic reticulum membrane; TAP complex. Gene Ontology annotation, biological process: peptide transport; transmembrane transport; antigen processing and presentation of endogenous peptide antigen via MHC class I.